Molecule: messenger RNA, 1338 nt
Organism: Uranotaenia lowii
Lineage: Eukaryota; Metazoa; Arthropoda; Insecta; Diptera; Culicidae
Exons: 2
Coding region: 90-893 (267 amino acids)
Biological process (GO): regulation of microtubule polymerization or depolymerization; chromosome segregation; mitotic cell cycle
Cellular component (GO): spindle microtubule; mitotic spindle; outer kinetochore
Molecular function (GO): microtubule binding
Source: RefSeq, a predicted model, not a curated record
CAUUUGCACGACUGGCCAUUGAGUGCUGGCAAAAUUGCCGUUAAUACGGUUUAUUUUUUAAUUUAAAAGCUAUAACUUUAGGCGGUAAAAUGGAUAAAAUUGAACAGUUACUCAGUAAGCAGGUUGAAAUCAUUGACCGCAUAGAAACAUUUUUCAAACUUCAAGCUUGUAAGGCGGAAAUACUGCCGGAGUUAAUCAAUCUACAACACAAGACAAGUUCUAGUUUCGAGAGCCUGAAUGCCGCCAAAACGGCGAUCGAUCGGUUUCGAAACAAUCUCGGACCAUGGUACGUAGAUGAAAUACGGAAAGUUCGUAGAAACGAACAGCUCAUACUGCAACUUUUGGAACACCUGGAACGAGUACCAUCCAAUAGCAGGAAUGGACCGCUGAAGGAACAAAACACGAAUAUCAAACAGGAAAAAAUGUCCAUACCUUCAACGGUAGAGAAAAUGUCAUUGGCCGAUUAUCAGAAAUCACCAUUCGUGGCAAAAAUGAAACCUCGCUGCUUGUCGUUUUUGGACUUCAACAUUCACAUUAGUUCGGAGGAUUUUGAGCAUAUUCCCAAAUAUAUGCGGGGCCGGGAAUCCCUGGCUGAGCUAUUGGCAUUCCUCGAGACCACCAUCGUCAGCUGCUUCGAGGAGAAGUAUUCACUGCUGUACAAGAACAAGGCAGCCGUCACGAAUCAACAGGAUUUAGCCAUGUGGAAAACCUUCAAUCAGCAACAGCACGCUUUCCCGAAUAACAAAUUCAUCACAGAAGGUGAUAUAGCACGAAAAAUGGGUCGGCUAAUAGACAAGAAAGUUAACGUGAAACUGCAGAUGUUAAGGCAUCUGCGAAUUUUACAGGAAACGAGAAACGACGGUACGGUUUAUUAUAUUUGGAUAAGAGAAUAAACAGUAGUUGUGCUAUGAAUAAUAUGUUUUGGAUGAAGACUUAUCCGGGUUAUAAUUAAGAGCUAGGUAGAGUUCAUUAUUCGACUGAGUCUGAAUUGAGAUAUCAAAAACUAUUUAAAUUGGGAUUCAACAGUUUUUGAGGAUGUCUAAAUUUUUUUCUUGGACGCCAUAGAUAGUUAAAAUUGUAAAAUUCAUUGGCUAUUUGGAAAGCAAUUUUUUUUGUAAUUUAGCGAAUCGUUAUAAAUUUUGAAGAUGAAAAUCAAACAACAGAGCUUUACAACCCAUAAAAAUGAUUUGUUUAAAAGGUUGGAUACCUACUAGUAAAAUUUUCAUCCAUGGCUGUCAUCGAAAAUCCAAUACUGCUGUUUAGGGCGAAUUAUUUAUAUAUUGAAUGCCGAAAAUAAAAUUGUAGAAUGCAUUCGUAAUACGCAUUCUUCUUAGCCAU